Messenger RNA from Auxenochlorella protothecoides, 930 nucleotides. RefSeq names its product Eukaryotic translation initiation factor 3 subunit H. The transcript is spliced from 4 exons. Bases 1 to 930 code for a protein of 309 amino acids. Gene Ontology annotation, molecular function: metallopeptidase activity; protein binding; translation initiation factor activity. The record is from RefSeq and is a predicted model, not a curated record. Lineage: Eukaryota; Viridiplantae; Chlorophyta; Trebouxiophyceae; Chlorellales; Chlorellaceae. Gene Ontology annotation, cellular component: eukaryotic translation initiation factor 3 complex; cytoplasm; cytosol.
AUGGCCAGUUCCGCGGGCAUCAGCUUUGCCCAGGCGGCGCAGAAGGAGCAGAAGAAGGCGGAGCUGGUGAGCGUGCAGGUCGAGGGCCAGGUCAUCCUCAAAAUCGCCAAGCACUGCCGGGAGCACGCCAGCGGGUCCUCCGUGGUCACGGGACAGCUGCUGGGCCUGGACGUGGGUCAGACGCUGGAGGUCACAGACUGCUUCCCCUUCCCGGGCAACGUGGGCGACGAGGAGGCGGAGACCUCCAACGAGGGCGAGGGCUAUCAGCUGGAGAUGAUGCGCUGCCUGCGGGAGGUUAAUGUGGACAACAAUAUGGUGGGCUGGUACCAGUCCACCGUCUCCGGCUCCUACCAGGUGGUGGAGAUCAUCGAGACGUUUGUCAACUACCUGGAGAACCUGGACCGCUGCAUCUGUAUGGUGUACGACACACUGGCGGCGGCUUCGGGGGGGCUGGGCCUGAAGGCGGUGCGCCUCACCGAGGCCUUCGUCAAGGCCUUCCGCGAGGGAACGCUGACGGUCGAGAAGGUGCGCACCUCCAACCUGUCCUGGCAGUCCAUCUUCCAGGAGAUCCCCAUUACCGUGCACAACACGCCGCUGGCGGUAGCGCUGGCGGCCGCCAUCACGCCUGUCGCGCACCUGAGCGCGCGCGACGCGGCGCGCCUGACGCUGGCCUCCGCGCCGGUGCUGGAGCGCAACGUGGAGUUCCUGAACGACUGCCUGGACGACAACACCACGCGGCGGACGGCGGGGGAGGAGAUGCUGGGGGAGGAGCCGCCGGAGGGCAUGUUCAAGCCGCCGCCAGAGCCGUCGGCGCUGGACGGCAUGCUCCUGCUCAAGCAGAUGACCAGCUACUGCGACGCGGUCGGGUCCACCUCCGCCCAGGCCAUCCAGCGCCUGGUCAUCGCGGAGGGCCUGCAGCGCAGGCCUUGA